ACUCCCAACGUCCGGGCUGCGACAGGAGCCGAGAGAGAGAGAGAGACUCACACACAUACACACACACACAGAGUGUGUGCGUCCUCGCUCACUGACAAGCCACAAGAUACUCGCGGCAGCGGUUGUUGGUGUGAUUUGAACGCGUGUCCUUCGAUCGCCAGUCCAGUGACAGCUCCUCUCGGACGCCGCGGAUGAGAGAGUGGGACUCAGUUCUGCCAAACCCAGUGCAACCAGUUGACCGGGUAUUUUUUACAUUAUGUCGCUACACACCUUUGGACCUGAUGGAAUGGAAGUUAAACCAAAGUUCAUGAGUCGGGCCAAACAUUGGACUGAAGAAAUAGAAAACUUGUACAGGUUCCAACAAGCUGGAUACAGGGAUGAAAUAGAAUACAAGCAAAUUAAGAAAGUUGAUGGGGUAGAUCGCUGGCCGGAGACAGGAUAUGUGAAGAAGCUACAGAGACGUGACAAUACCUUCUAUUACUACAGCAGGAAAAGGGAAUGUGAGGACAACGAUGUUCAAAAAGUCAAGGUCUACGCCUAUUGAACCAAUCUUGUUCACCACACUUUUUAGUGUAAAUAAAUCAGUUACAAAGUUA
Messenger RNA from Amblyraja radiata (thorny skate), 596 nucleotides. It is a transcript of the gene meig1, whose product is annotated as meiosis/spermiogenesis associated 1. The transcript is spliced from 4 exons. Gene Ontology annotation, cellular component: nucleus. NCBI's taxonomy places the organism in Eukaryota, Metazoa, Chordata, Chondrichthyes, Rajiformes, Rajidae. Bases 257 to 544 code for a protein of 95 amino acids. The record is from RefSeq and is a predicted model, not a curated record.